Molecule: messenger RNA, 2184 nt
Organism: Oncorhynchus mykiss (rainbow trout)
Lineage: Eukaryota; Metazoa; Chordata; Actinopteri; Salmoniformes; Salmonidae
Gene: pdzk1
Product: PDZ domain containing 1
Biological process (GO): protein localization to plasma membrane
Cellular component (GO): apical plasma membrane
Molecular function (GO): protein-membrane adaptor activity; protein binding
Source: RefSeq, a predicted model, not a curated record
AGAGAGAGAGAGAGAGAGGGGAGGAAUGAAAUGAGAGUGUGAGAGCAAGAGCGAGAGAGAGAGAAAUUGGGAAGAAACAGAGAUACCACCUUACCUUAACAAAAGAAGAUCCUCCUCUGGACUGGGACUGGGACGAGAGACAGGAGUAGGACAUGGCUGGGUACAGGCCGAGGGUGAUAGUGCUGAGUAAGAAGCCAGGUCAAAGUUUUGGCUUCCUCUUGAGGGUGGAGCAAGGAGAGGAUGGUCACCUGAUCAGGAACCUGGAGAGGGGCAGCCCGGCCAAGCUGGUGGGUUUGAAGGACGGAGACCGCAUCCUCCGGGUCAACGGGACCUAUGUGGACGAGAUGGACCACACACGGGUAGUGGACCUGGUGAAGGAGAGUGGUACAUCGGUCACCUUCCACGUUCUGGAUGUGGCAUCCUACAAGCAGGCUAAGACUGAGGGGGUGGACCUGUCUGACCAACACGCCACACCCACUCAGCACGCCAUGAACGGGGUGGGAGGAGGGGCGCCCAAACCCAAACUCUGCUACCUGGCCAAGUCCAGCGGGGGCUACGGCUUCUCUUUGCGCUCUAUCAAAGAUGAGAGGGGUGACGUGGGCAUGUUCAUGACAGAGGUGGCUCCAGGGGGUGUGGCCGGGAGGGCAGGGGUCAAGACCAACGACCGCCUGAUAGAGGUCAACGGGGAGAACACGGAGAACGCCACUCAUGACCAGAUAAUUGAAAAGAUCAAGGCAUCAGGCAGCAGCGUCAUGUUCCUAUUGGUGGAUGAGGACACAGACAGGUUCUACAAGAUAAAACGCAUCAGGAUAGGGGCGGGGCUAGCCACAGCAAAGCUCCUCCCACUGAAGCCACGCAUCGCAGACUUGGUCAAAGGAUCAGACGGCUAUGGAUACUUCCUAAGGACUGAGCCUAACAAGACAGGCCACUUCAUCAGGGACAUUGACAGGGGUAGCCCAGCUGAGAGGGCGGGAUUAAAGGAGAUGGACAGGCUGGUUGCCGUGGAGGGUGUGGAAGUGGAUGGCUGCAGCCAUGAGCAGGUGGUGGACAGGAUCAGGCAGUGUGGCAGCAAGUGCUGCCUCCUGGUGGUUGAUGAAGACACUGACAAGCUCUACAAGAUGGGAGGCGUUUCUCCUCUGUUCUACUUGGAAGAGAUUACGGAAUCCCUCCUUCCAGCAACCCCUCCACCCAGCUACCCAGAGAGCGUGCCGGCCCCGGUCCCAGACCCUGUUACCACAGACCUCCUCAAGCUGUGCAAGAUGGAGAAGACCUCCGCCGGGUACGGCUUCCACCUCAACGGUAUACAAGGAGUCUUUGGCCAGUAUGUCAAAGAGGUGGUGAAGGGUGGAGCCGCGGACAGGGCUGGUCUAGAGGACGAAGACAUGGUGGUGGAGGUGGACGGUGUGAAUGUGGAGCAGAGCAGUCACGAGCAAGUGGUGGGGUUGAUCCGUAAGAGUGGCAGCUCGCUGGUACUCCUAGUUGCCGGGAAGCAGGCCAACGACCACUUCAAAGCCAAAGGGGUGGCCAUCACUCCUCAGCUCUUCAUCCCCUCGUCCCAAGCCAGGUCCCCAUCCCCAGCCCCGUCCCCGUCCCUAGCACGAAGCCACACACCAGCCCAGAUAGACACUCCAGCCACUCUGGAGGAGGUCCAAGAGGAGGAAGAGGAGGAGGCUGCUGAGCCAGACACCACGCCGCACCAGGAACGAGAGAGGACUCCAUCUGUGUCAUCAGCAGCAUCAUCUUGCUCAAGCGUUGAUGAGAGACUCUGAGAAGUCACCAAUGAGAAAUCAUUUCCUGUCAAGACUUUUUCUGUCUCCCGUCAGCCUUUGCACCAUGCUGGAUAAUGCAGGUAUCUCUGCUCAAGAACUCUGAUCAAACUUAAUACAUUUCUAUGACAGACGCUGGUUUUAGGUAUCAAUGCAAAUCGGUUGAAAAUAGCAAUAAAUAGCCAUUAAUGUAUUGAUCAGUUAGAUAGCACUGUCGUCCAACCAGCGUAUGGAUCAGUAUAAUCUCAUUACGAACACCUGCAAUGUAGACCGAGAACACUAGUAAUGCCAGUUCAAUGUGUUUAACUGGAACAGUAACCAUAGUGAGAGAGGCCUACUGUACUACACCUUAAUAAUAAUGCUGUCUUUUAAAUAUCAUUAAAAGGAUCAAAUACAUUUGAUUUGUUUUACCCAAAGA